AUGGUGGGUGUGUAUGUGAAGGCAGAUGGAGAGAGAGAUGUGUGUGUGAGGAAGGGAGAGGAGGUGUGUGUGGUGAAUGGGCUGCCGUUCGGGUCGCUGUUCGCGGGCGCGGGCGCGGAGCUGGCCGCCAAGCACUGCCGCCGGCGCAAGGCGCGCACCGUCUUCUCCGACCAGCAGCUGACGGGGCUGGAGAAGCGCUUCGAGGCGCAGCGCUACCUCUCCACGCCCGAGCGCGUCGAGCUGGCCAGCGCGCUCAACCUCUCCGAGACGCAGAAAUCAAAAAAUCAUCAUCAUAAAAACGCUGUGAUAUAUUACGGGCAAUCUCGCAAUGAACUUCAAAUGCCCUUAUUAGCAUAA
This is a messenger RNA of Gryllus bimaculatus (two-spotted cricket), 357 nucleotides long. NCBI's taxonomy places the organism in Eukaryota, Metazoa, Arthropoda, Insecta, Orthoptera, Gryllidae. The record is from the annotation of a GenBank genome assembly.